Messenger RNA from Coffea eugenioides, 1424 nucleotides. RefSeq lists its product as uncharacterized. Lineage: Eukaryota; Viridiplantae; Streptophyta; Magnoliopsida; Gentianales; Rubiaceae. The record is from RefSeq and is a predicted model, not a curated record. The annotation marks the transcript as partial. Gene Ontology annotation, molecular function: zinc ion binding; nucleic acid binding. The transcript has 3 exons.
AUGGAUCGACGCGUUAGAGGUAGAGAACGUGGGAGAUCAACUAGGCAACACCCCGAGGGUAGUGGUGAUAGGGAACCUGAGGUCAAUCAAGACCAUGGUCAAGGAAACGUGGCCGGAGACCCAGUGGCCACCGCAAUUAAUAGAAUAACCAAUGUUCUAGAGCGCAUGACCGAGCACCCAGCUCCGGGGGCAGUGCAUCAUCAAGGAGGCCCAAUCGAUACCGAGGAUCGGGCAUUAGAGAUAUUCUUGAAGUUUGGACCUCCUAAGUUCUAUGGAGGUCCAGAACCUGAGGUAGCCGAAGGUUGGUGGGAGAGGAUCUCUGAUAUUUUUGCCGCUCUAAACUAUACGGAAGAGAGGCAAGUGACUUUUACAGCAUUCCAGUUUGAGGGAGCUGCUCGUUCCUGGUGGAACCUAAUUAGGGUUAAUUGGGACAGGAACCAUAUUCCUAGGACCUGGGCGAACUUCACUCGGGAGUUCAAUGCCAAGUUUCUACCCCCUCUCAUCCAAGAGAAAAGAGAGGAUGACUUUAUCAAGUAUAAGCAGGGGGCGGGGCUAAACGUGGAAAUCCAGAAGGGAUUAGCGGCUGUUCGGUUAGACACGUUUGCUGACGCUGUUGAAAGAGCUCAAAGAGUUGAAGUUGCUAGAGCUCAAGUAAAAUCCUUCCAGGCUAAGAAAAGAUUUGGCCCUAGCAGCAGUCGGGAGCCGACUAAUACAAAUACUCCACCGGCCAAAGUAGGUCGAGGAAUGGGUGGAGUAAAUAAUCCUGGAGCACCACGAGGCGCUCUGGCAAGAGGAACUGGGGCAAGAGGUACCGGAAGAAGAGAUAUUGAUACUAGAGGAGGACCAAGUGUAAGGAAUCAGACUAGGAACGCCCUGCAAGGAGGUCGUGUGACCACCCCUCAGGUAAUUUGUGGGUAUUGCAGGAGGGUCGGCCAUACUGGGAAUGAAUGUUGGAUGAGAGAAGGGAAGUGCUUGAGGUGCGGAAGUAGCGAGCACCAAAUUGCCGGCUGCCCAAAAAUGCAAGAAGGUGGUACCCCAAAUGUUAAACAAGCCACUUCUGGGGAAAAUGGGCCAAAAGUUCCGGCUAGGGUGUACGCCAUAGACGAUCAACCUGUACCUGAUUCCUCGGAGGUCGUGGAAGGUACUCUUCCAAUCUUUCAUCGAUUAGCUAGAGUAUUAAUUGAUCCUGGCGCAACUCAUUCAUUUGUGAAUCCAAUUUUUAUGGCCGAAAUUGAUGUACAACCUGUUAGAUUACCCUUUGAUCUUGAAGUUAGGACACCUAUGGGUAAUAAGGGUAUAAUUACUAGCCUGGCCUAUAAGAAUUGCGAGUUUUGGAUUGGAGAGCGUAAGAUGCUAGUAGAUCUGAGCCAAAGUGGUAGAAUUUUGGAUUCUCGGGGAAGCAACCUUGAGAUUGGACGUGAAAG